AUUUUAAAAAGUCAAUUAUCUUGAAAUAAGGAGGAAUUUUAGAAAAAUAAGCAUGGCUCAUUUAAUUCGACACAAGAUUUCGAACAAAAUUACAAAUGCUAUGAACACAGCCUCCAAUAAGUCCCAGGCGAAGGUCAGCGGGGCUUUCGCUCGUUUGGGCUUCCAGGCGGCCACGGAUGAGGAAGGUCUGGGCUUUGCUGAGUGCGACGACCUAGACUAUGACUACAGGCAGGGGAUGCGCAUGGAUGCGGUUCAGACAGAGGAUGGCGGAGAAGAGGUGACCGGAGAUGGGCUAGAAGGUGAUAGUCACUACCAGAGAGAUGGCACCCGUCACCGGGCCUCCGUAAAGAGCGGAGAAGGCUGUGAAGAGUUUGUGGAGGUGAAGCCCAAAAUUACCGCCUGGGAUGCCGGAUGGAACGUGACCAACGCUAUUCAGGGCAUGUUCGUCCUUGGUUUGCCAUACGCCAUUCUGCACGGCGGUUACCUCGGGCUCUUUCUCAUCAUCUUCGCUGCUGUGGUGUGUUGCUAUACGGGUAAGAUCCUGAUAGCGUGCCUCUACGAGGAAAAUGAAGACGGCGAGCUUGUGCGCGUGAGAGACUCGUAUGUAGACAUCGCCAACGCCUGCUGCGCACCGCGUUUUCCGACCCUUGGUGGACACAUCGUCAAUGUGGCCCAGAUCAUUGAGUUGGUGAUGACUUGUAUCCUCUACGUUGUGGUCAGUGGGAAUUUGCUGUAUAACAGCUUUCCGUGGCUACCUGUUUCUCAGAAGGCGUGGGCGGUCCUCGCCACAGUGGCUCUCAUACCUUGUGCUUUUCUGAAGGACCUGAAGUCCGUGUCUAAGUUCAGCAUGCUCUGCACAGUCGCCCAUUUCUUCAUCAAUGUUGUAGUGAUUGCUUACUGCCUGUCACGGGCGCACGACUGGGCAUGGGAGAAGGUCAAGUUCUACAUCGAUGUCAAAAAGUUUCCCAUCUCCAUUGGCAUCAUUGUGUUCAGCUACACCUCACAGAUCUUCCUGCCGUCCCUGGAGGGGAGCAUGCAGAGACCGAGCGAAUUUCACUGCAUGAUGGAUUGGACACACAUCGCUGCCUGUGUCCUCAAGGGGCUCUUUGCCCUGGUGGCCUAUCUCACAUGGGCAGACGAGACGGAGGAAGUGAUUACGGACAAUCUCCCCGGGGGUAUUCGUGCAGUGGUAAAUCUUUUCCUGGUCGCCAAAGCUCUUUUAUCAUAUCCACUGCCCUUCUUUGCCGCUGUGGAGGUUUUUGAAAAGUCUUUCUUUGGGGGGGGAUCAAUAUUCCCAGACUGUUACGGCCCAGCAAGAAAGUUAAAGUCGUGGGGUUUGGGCUUGCGAAUUACGCUGGUUGUGUUUACACUGUUAAUGGCCCUGUUUGUCCCACACUUUGCUCUCCUCAUGGGCCUCACCGGAAGUCUCACCGGUGCAGGUCUGUGCUUCUUGCUGCCAAGUCUGUUCCACCUGAAGCUACUUUGGAGGAAACUCUUGUGGCACCAUGUCUUCUUUGACGUCGCAAUAUUUGUAGUUGGGGGCAUUUGCAGUGUAUCUGGAUUCAUUCACUCCAUCGAAGGUCUUAUAGAAGCCUACAAAUAGCCUACAACAUUCCGGAAUAGAGGCGUAGGCAGAUGACAAGAGCAGAUUGUAUGAAGAUGAUAAUACAAUCCACUCUAGGUCCAUUUCCUUAAGGUACCAUGACUGCCAUGGUCAUUCAAGCAAUUAUUUUAGGUUCAUUAAAAAUCUCUUCUCGGGUUUUGUCGAAAUAAACGUGCAAUAUCUCAAUAGACGUUUCAAUUGUAUUGUGUUUGUUUAGUGGUAGUCUUUAUAUCAAAGUGGAUGCAAAUUGAUGAGUUAAAAUGCUGUGCUUGAAAGAAUGCUGGAGACAAGACCUCCCUAUGCAAAAAGCCUACAGCACAUAGAUGUUCUCGUGAAAUGUGAUUUAAGAGAAUUUUGCUGCUAUGAUUCAUUGAUCUUUGAAAAGAACAGCCUCAGCAGGACUUGUAUUCAAAAUAUCUAGACAUGACAAAACACUAAAAAGGUAACCUGAAGGGGCUGACAUUUGGACGUUCUGGCCAGUGGCAUGGAAUGAAUCCAUCACUUCUGUUCAGGCAUAAAUGAGCCUAUACCUGUAUUAAAUGCACAUAGCAACAACAGACUUAUGGGGCAAUCAAGUUGAAGCAGAGGCUACAUCUGGUUAUCAGUAGUUUACAUUUGUGACAUAUCACAUUCUAAUUUAAUAGUGUGGUUAAGAGAAAUGUAGGCAGUGUAAAUUCAAUUAAUUGUUUCUUCUGGUGGAAGGCCUAGCCUAUAUCAACGCUUCUCUUUCGCUGUUGAUCGUAACAAUGUGUAUCUGUGAGAGUGAAUGUGAGGUGCAAGCUCCUGUGGUUACGUUUGUUUUUUAAUCGUAUGACAAAUUUCGUCUUUGUGUGAUAUUUUCUUCAUGUGCAGUCAACGACGACAAUGUGAAAAAGAAAACGAUUGUGUAUAUGGAACAAAAAUAAAAUAUUUUAUUUGCUGUG
Messenger RNA from Clupea harengus (Atlantic herring), 2526 nucleotides. Its product is annotated as vesicular inhibitory amino acid transporter-like. Gene Ontology annotation, molecular function: L-amino acid transmembrane transporter activity. Gene Ontology annotation, biological process: amino acid transmembrane transport. Lineage: Eukaryota; Metazoa; Chordata; Actinopteri; Clupeiformes; Clupeidae. Gene Ontology annotation, cellular component: vacuolar membrane. The record is from RefSeq and is a predicted model, not a curated record.